Molecule: messenger RNA, 1771 nt
Organism: Haliaeetus leucocephalus (bald eagle)
Lineage: Eukaryota; Metazoa; Chordata; Aves; Accipitriformes; Accipitridae
Gene: XYLB
Product: xylulokinase homolog (H. influenzae)
Exons: 19
Coding region: 1-1581 (526 amino acids)
Biological process (GO): xylulose metabolic process; D-xylose metabolic process
Cellular component (GO): cytosol
Molecular function (GO): D-xylulokinase activity
Source: RefSeq, a predicted model, not a curated record
AUGAUGCAAGCUAUAAACCUGCUGAAAGUCAUUGCUAUUGAUGAACAGCUGAGAGUCGUUUAUGAGGAUAAUGUUCAUUUUGAUAAAGACCUUCCGGAAUUUAAGACUCAAGGUGGAGUCUAUAUUCACAGUGACAGACUGACAGUCACUUCUCCUGUGCUAAUGUGGGUCAAGGCUCUGGAUAUGAUUUUGGAAAAGAUGAAGUCUUCGGGCUUUAAAUUCUCUCAAGUCAGAGCUUUGUCUGGUGCUGGCCAGCAACAUGGGAGUGUGUACUGGAAAAAAGGAAGCAUCGAAAUUUUAAAGAAUGCAUCAUCCAAACUGCCUCUACAUCAGUCACUGAAGGCUUGUUUUUCUGUCAGUAACAGCCCCAUCUGGAUGGAUUCUAGCACAGCUUCCCAGUGCAGCGCUCUGGAGAAAGCCGUGGGGGGAGCACAGCACCUAGCGAGUAUUACUGGUUCUCGAGCCUAUGAACGUUUUACAGGAAACCAGAUAGCAAAGAUUUACAGCCAGAAUCCUGAAGUCUACAUGCAAACUGAGAGAAUCUCUUUGGUUAGUAGUUUUGCAGCUUCCCUUUUCCUAGGAGCUUAUGCACCCAUUGAUUACAGUGAUGGUUCUGGUAUGAACUUGCUGCAGAUUUGGGAAAAGGUAUGGUCAGUGUCCUGCCUUAAUGCUUGUGCACCUGGAUUAGAGGAGAAACUAGGAUGCCCUGUACCAUCCCAUUCAGUCCUGGGGCCCAUUUCUCCAUAUUAUAGUCAGCGUUAUGGCUUUAGCCCAGACUGUAAAAUAGUAGCAUUUACAGGAGACAAUCCAGCAUCAUUGGCAGGGAUGAGACUUCAAGAAGGAGAUAUUGCAAUUAGCCUUGGCACGAGUGACACAUUGUUUCUGUGGAUCCAAGAACCAACUCCUGCCUUAGAAGGUCAUAUACUCUGCAAUCCUGUUGAUUCUCAAACAUAUAUGGCACUUCUAUGUUUUAAGAACGGCUCUCUGAUGAGAGAGAGGAUCAGAGAUGAUUGUGCUUCAGGCUCCUGGGAUGAAUUCUCUAAAGCCUUAUCAUCUACUGUUGCUGGAAACAAUGGAAACUUGGGUUUCUACUUUGAUGUGAUGGAAAUUACUCCUGAAGCAGUUGGGAUUCACAGAUUCAACAGAGACAACCAAAAGGUUUCAGACUUUCCAAAGGAGGUGGAAAUACGAGCACUGAUUGAAGGGCAGUUCAUGGCCAAGAGGAUUCAUGCUGAAAAGCUGGGAUAUAAAGUCAUGCCCAGAACAAGGAUUUUGGCUACUGGUGGCGCAUCCCACAAUAAAAAGAUCUUACAGGUCCUGUCUGAUGUGUUCAACGCACCAGUGUACACUAUCGAUACCGCCAACUCUGCUUGUUUAGGAAGUGCUUACAGAGCAAUUCACGGGCUUGUAGCCGAGAUGAAUGUGUCCUUGGCUGAUGUUGUAAAAUUAGCACCGGAGCCUAGAUUGGCUGUUACACCAACCACUGGGGCUGAGGAGCUCUAUCGUCCACUUCUGAAAAGAUAUGCUGCGCUUGAACAGAAGGUUAUCUACAACCCAACCUCUUCUUGUCUUGCGAAAUAGAAGCAAACAAAAUUUAUAAGUCGGCUGAAGAGUGGACUCCCAAGGAGAAGAUCAGAAAAGAUUUGCUCAGAAUUUACUGGAGUUGUUUAAAUCAUUUUGUUCCUCUUUGUAGACAAAUAAUUUUUAAAUGUCUGUGUUUGAGCGUGUUGGUGGAAAAAAUUACACUGUGAUUGAAAACCUGAUUAAAAAA